This is a messenger RNA of Strongylus vulgaris, 633 nucleotides long. The record is from the annotation of a GenBank genome assembly. Lineage: Eukaryota; Metazoa; Nematoda; Chromadorea; Rhabditida; Strongylidae.
AUGCCUAGGUACGAGACCUUUAAUAACGCUAUUCUGCUUCAUCACGCUUUCGCUGAGCCAGCACCAGAUUACAAGAAGAAGCAACACAUAUUUCGUCUUAGGACCGCGAACUUGGGCGAAUAUUUAUUCCAAACGACGAGUGCUGCCGAGGUAGAGGAUUGGGUUGUACAGAUUAAUUUCGCCUGUGCACGCUUCUCUUCCCGAGCCCUUCCUCCACCCGCAUGCUCAGGUGGAGCCUUCUCAAGAGCACGCUUACCAAAACUACCAAGUUCUGCCCCAUUGGCUCAGCAAUUAAGGGUGAGAGUUACUUUGGCUACUUUCCCAUAUAUCUCUAUUGCUCAUGAAUGUGCCGCCUGCGAGCUUCGGGAACAGUUGUCGCGGGUUAGACAGGAGGCUCCACCUCUUAAAGCCAAAGGGCGACCUGUUGAAGAAUUUUUCUUUAAAGAACGUUAUUUGACCCAGGAGAUUCUCCGCUAUGAUACGUACUGCCAUUUGUUACGUUCCCGUCUCCCUGGUGGAGGAUGUGAAUUAGGCGGAGCACCUUCAGAUUCCACUUCUGGCGUACAUUCCAAAUCCGAUAUCGCUGAUGAUUUGGAUAAGAUGAGCUACCGUGAAGCACUAAAUCAUCAUUGA